UCUUCCCUUUAAACAAGUUCCGCACCUGCACAAGAUGAAGCUCUUUGUGAACAGUAUAGUCCAUUAAACUCAGUUGCUGUAAUUGUGGACGGCCUUGACGUUAAAGUUUCGGUUUCAUACCCUGUGCGUGUGCAUAUUUGGAAAUUCUACUUUUGGUUUGAAGGAAGUAUUUUUGUGAAUAUCGAGAUCGCUCUUUGAAUACGCUGUUGAAUUAUCAUCAUGUUCCAUGCGACUGGCAAGGAGGUGACGUUUGCUAUAGUAAUAUGCCUCAGCUAUAUGAAGGCGGUAGCAAAUCCGUGUCCUGCAUCUAUCCCAACUUUGGUGGAAGUCCCAAGAUGUCCACGAGACAAAUCUGAAUGGGAUCAAGCGGCGUCGCGGAAACAGUGUCAUAAGAUUGCUGCCAUUCAGAAAUGCACUGAUCCUGAAAAGUUUGUGUAUCACUGCUUACUGAAUGAAUGGACAAACGGAACGGUAGAAAUAUGUGCUCCAACCUGGUUCAUUUCUGGAUACUGUGCUAUGUAUAGUGUGCAGGAAGAACGGAUCAAAGAAAGUACAUCUUUAGACUGUACAAACUUCACAGAUCCAUGCGGAGCGAGAUACACAUCAUCGGAUGCCUACAUGUAUCAAAGUUGUUAUCAGGAAAUUAAAAAGAUGCCAACAUAUAUUCCUGGGAAUUUGACAAUUCUAAAGAUCAUUCUAAGGAACCCAGUGUUUAUUGUGUCUACGGUUGGAAUAGUUAUAUUGGCUGCUUUUACAGGAAUCGCAGUAUAUAUAAUAUGCAGAAAGAUUUGUAAGGUGUGCAGACAUGAUAACGAGAAACCCAGCACAGAAGAACCAGAAACAGAGAUAUUGAUGAUUAAAAGACAAGAUGGACUGAAACCAGCACCAGGGUAUGGAGAUAAUGGAUCUUUUCCUUAAGUCGAAUAUGCACAUUAUAUAUAUAUAUAUAUAUAUAUAUAUAGAGAGAGAGAGAGAGAGAGAGAGAGAGAGAGAGAGAGAGAGAGAGAGAGAGAGAGAGAGAGAGUUUCCCCAUCUCUUAGCAAUUCAUCGACAAAACGCAAUGUUAUACACAUACUCCAAAUACAUAGAUGGAUGAUAAUCAAAGCGUAUGUGUGAGAACAAAGGAAGAUAAUCAAAGCAUAUGUGUGAGAACAAAGGAAGAUAAUCAAAGGGGAAAUACACGUGCUUACAUAUCAAUACAUGUGACAGCAUGACUAGAGGUUUAAGAUGAUAUAAAAUAUUUCAUAAUGUUGAUAUUGAAAUAAAUUUUGUGAUCAUUGUUAUAAGAUUUUAUUUGAUUUGAAUAUUCUUAAAGCAGUAUUGGUUUGAGAUCGUGAAUCCAUUGUAUGUGGAUGUUAUAUUGAUACAAUAUGAUUUAAAUUAUAUCAUGUAUUGUCAGAGAGAAAUAUAAUGUUUAAUAUUUGUUUUGAUAUGUGUAUAUAUUGUAAAAUAAACGGAAAAAAACUU
Molecule: messenger RNA, 1467 nt
Organism: Ostrea edulis (European flat oyster)
Lineage: Eukaryota; Metazoa; Mollusca; Bivalvia; Ostreida; Ostreidae
Exons: 8
Coding region: 220-918 (232 amino acids)
Source: RefSeq, a predicted model, not a curated record